AAUAAUAUUUGAAAAUAAACGUCAAACAAUCAUAACAUGUCUCAAACCGAUGACGAUGUACAGAAUAUUCCUCUUGAUACAGAGGAAGGCGUCAAAAAAUCUAAAAGGAAAUCAGAAAAUGUUGAACAAGGUGAAGAUUUGGAUGAAGAGGUUCAGAAGGAAGAGGAAAUAGAGAUUGAGGAAGAAGAACCUGAAUUUUACGAUUCAAAUGAUUAUAUUUCCGGACCAAGAAUAAGCAAAGUUGGAACUUUACCAUUGGAUAUAUUGAAAUUCCAUUUUUCUUUCGGUUAUAACUGCCGAAAGAACUUCAAUUUGGUUGUUUUGGACCCUAAUACCCUAGUGUUUGCUUCGGGAAAUUUCAUAAAUUUCUUCGAAAUCGAUUCGAAAGAAAUAUGGUUCAGAAGAUCUGCUCUGGGAGGAGGAAUAGGACAUAUUAGGAAAAAUCCAAAUCCCGAUUAUCCCCAUUUUGCUGUUGGAGAAUGUGGACAUCGUGCUAUCAUCAUCAUUUAUGAAUGGCCUUCUCUCAACAUAGUUUGUAUACUGAGGGGAGGCGCAAAACAUCUUUAUUCAAAUAUAGACUACAGUCCUGAUGGAGAGUUGCUGGUAUCACAAAGCGGAGAACCCGAUUAUUUGAUAACUGUUUGGAACUGGAAAGAACACAAAAUAUUAUUGAGGAAUAAGUCCUACGUUAACGAUGUCUAUCGUGUUAAAUUCUCACCAUAUAUACCAGGUCAAAUCACAACAUGCGGUGUUGCUCACAUAAAAUUCUGGAAGAUGGCAACCACAUUCACUGGUCUCAAGCUGAAAGGUGAAGUUGGAAGAUUUGGAAAAACAGAAUAUUCUGAUAUUUAUGGCGUUUUGCCAAUGCCUGAUUCAAAGGUGGUGUCAGGUUGCCAAUGGGGAAAUAUUUUAGUGUGGGAUGCAGGUCUAAUCACGCUAGAAAUAUUCAGAUCCUUGAGGCGAAAAUGUCAUGACGCUCCUAUCGUGCAGUUUUUUUACGAAGAUGGAGAACUAUGGACUAUUUCUCUCGACGGCCAUGUCCGUAUUUGGUGGUACGAGAAAAUCGAUCACGCCGAUCCACCUGAUGACGAUAGAGUAAUACUGAUGGAUCCUUCAUAUGAUUUUUAUACUCCAGGAUUGAAACUUUAUUGUGUGGAAAAAAAAGAUGGAAAUGGUGGAAUUUGGCAAAUUGAUUUGAACACCGAAAUUGAACCAAGACCAGCAGUUCAACUGUACAAAUGUCACGCGGGAAAGGUUGUUGAUAUUGCAGCUUGUCCGUUUGGCCCGUUUUUGGCUAGUCUUGGAAAAGAUGGAAGAAUCUAUUUGUACAACUACUUGUCCAAGAUGCUUAUUUUCCAUCAUGAAUUUCCAGCACAUGGAAUGUGUAUGAUUUGGUUGGAUAUUGAG
Leptinotarsa decemlineata (Colorado potato beetle) is the source of this 1407-nucleotide messenger RNA. Its product is annotated as cilia- and flagella-associated protein 44. Lineage: Eukaryota; Metazoa; Arthropoda; Insecta; Coleoptera; Chrysomelidae. Gene Ontology annotation, molecular function: protein binding. The record is from RefSeq and is a predicted model, not a curated record.